GCCGGAGGAGGAGCCCCCCUCCCCCCCCGCGCUCGCCCCGCCGCCCGCGGCUGCCGCGCCGCACCGGCCAUGGCCCGGGACUACGAUCAUCUCUUCAAGCUGCUCAUCAUCGGCGACAGCGGUGUGGGCAAGAGCAGUUUGCUGUUGCGUUUUGCAGAUAAUACAUUCUCAGGUAGCUACAUUACCACAAUUGGAGUGGAUUUUAAAAUCCGGACUGUUGAGAUUAAUGGAGAGAAAGUGAAGCUACAGAUCUGGGACACAGCUGGACAAGAGCGUUUCCGGACUAUCACAUCAACGUAUUACAGAGGAACGCACGGCGUCAUUGUUGUCUAUGAUGUAACCAGUGCAGAAUCUUUUGUGAAUGUAAAACGAUGGUUGCAUGAAAUUAAUCAAAACUGUGAUGAUGUCUGCCGGAUACUAGUGGGGAAUAAGAAUGAUGACCCAGAACGAAAAGUAGUAGAGACAGAAGAUGCUUAUAAAUUUGCUGGGCAGAUGGAGAUCCAAUUGUUUGAGACCAGCGCCAAAGAAAAUAUUAAUGUGGAAGAGAUGUUUAAUUGCAUUACAGAGCUAGUUCUGCGAGCAAAGAAAGAAAACUUAGCAAAGCAGCAACAGCAGCAACAGAACGAUGUGGUGAAGCUAACGAAGAACAGUAAACGGAAGAAGCGGUGCUGCUAAUGCCCUUACCCUGCUGCAGAGACUCUGCUCUCAGACAGAUCAGCCCCUCCAACUAGACUCGGGCAAUUCCACUGGGGCAGGCUUUGGGAGGACUUUCUCAGUUUUGUGCCGUUAUUUAAAGAUUAUUUUUUUUUCUCCAUGUUUUCUAUCAAGAGGCGCUGGCACCUUACCACUUCAGUGCCAAGAAGGUAUCGGAUGGAAUCUUGCCCCUCUCUCCUCCCCUGCUCAUUCCAGUGCGCCUUGUAGACAAGAAAGGACGUUGCCUACCAAGUGGACUAAUUAACCCAAGAGUUUGUAUAUAAUGUAUAUUGCUUUAACCAGCCUCGCCUCCCUGUUGUUGCUUUGGCUUAUGCCUUCUUAAUGUCAACCAAUCAUGGACUGCAGAAUCCAUCUUUUUAAAAGAAAUAGUACAAAGUUAACUCAAGUUGGCCCCAGGCUGGCAGCAGCUGCUUCCCUGGGGCUUUCAGCUUCAUUUCUUUCAGGCUCCAGGCUGGCAACUGGUGCCCCUGGGGCCUGUGGCUUCAUUUUGAGUUCCAGGCUUUUACUGGGGCUCAGGCUUUGUUUUCCUAGGUACCAGGAUUGCAGGUGUUGCUGCUGGAGCCUGGGGUUUCACUUCACCAGCCCCUGGGCUGGCAGCUGCUGCUGCUGCUGGGGCCUUGAACUUCAGUUUGCCAUGAUUCAGGUUUGUGGCUGGAUCCUUGGGUUUCACCUUGUGCUGCAGCCCAGCUGUACCUGUGCUCUCCUUUAGUUUCUAUCAAAAUUGAAAAACAUACCAACCUGCAGAAGUGGGAUUUAUUUGGAUUAAACUUUUUAAAAAAAAGAAACAAAACUAAACUCCUCUGACCUUUGCCUCUGGUCCUGCCAGGGUCCUAAGUGAGAGUUCAUUUCUCCUGAACAAGAAAAAAAUGAUUCUGCCAAAAAAAAAAAAAAAUCUUCUCCUCAAUGCCAUGUCCACUAUUAGGAGAUCUGAACUUGAAUGUGAAUUUUGGUGGCAAAACUUUCUUUCUGUGAGGGAGAGGGAGAGAGAAGGCAUGAGAAUGAAUUUGGCUGUUCUGGAUUGAUGUCUCUAUGUGAAAGCUGCUGCAGGAUCAUUCCUAGAAUUCUCCUAUUAGAAAGGAGGACUGUUCAUUAACAUAAAGAAAUGGAAAGCUUGCUUGCUUGGGUUAUGUGGUGGUGAAGGAUCAUCUACGGAAACAAACUCUGGUCUUGUUAUACUCAACAACGUUUUCCUGGGCCUUGUUGGCCUUUCUGGGAAAACCAAGGCUCAGUUCAUCAGUCUGAAUAGGUAUGGUUAAAGGUGGAGAGUGUAUGUGUGCAUAAGUAAAAUAUCAAAUGUCUGGGCUGAAAAGUACAUGCUCAGCACCUGAAUAACUACCUAUACAAUAAUAAAACAGAAUUUCUUCUUAAAAUGACUGAAAGACAUGGAGGGUAUGGCUUCCUUUAAGACCCUGAGGAUGGAUGUUUUCAGUUUCAAUAUGUAGUCUUAUGGAAUUGAUGGCCUUAGUUUGGUAGGAUAUGUUUCACUGAUGUCCAUGAGCUUUGAAUCAGUCCACUUUUUUCCCCUUUUCUCCCCAAGGAGAGGCUAAAUUUUAGUCACUUACUUUGCCUGUGUGUGUUUUUGUCUUUCUUUUUUUUUUUUAAAGAUACUUAUGGGUGUGGUAAAAGCCCUAAGCAAACAAUCACAUCAUGGUCAAUCACUUCAAAGACAUUUUUAAAAUGCAAAUAAUGAAUGUGUAACACGUUUUUAAUCAGUUCAGCUGCUGGGAAUAUGUAUCCAGCUGCCUUCACCCGUUUCUUCACAUAUCUUUCAUUGGUAACCCAAGAAUACGAAUGAGCUGGGAUGAUAUUGCUAGUGUAAGCACUGUUAAUUGCAAGACUUGAGAGCCGCUAUGGAAGGUGGCAGCUCAUGUUCUACCAGGCGUCCAUCCCGUAUGCUUUCUGAUGUUGAAUGUGGUGCGUGCGCAAGGAAGGAGCUCUGUCAGUCCUCGGAGCCUUCCUGUUGCAGUGAAGCUGUCCUGUGACGGUUACCACUUCCAGACUCAAGGGCUCGAUGGCAUUCCUUUGGGACUCUGGUGGUAGCACAUGUGCAGAUCUAGGAAGAAGUAACUUCAUACGGGCAGAAUUAAAGGAAAAUGUCUGAAUUUACUGGAAUGGAUGCAAUAAAAUGAGGAAAUGGUGCA
Messenger RNA from Rhea pennata, 2855 nucleotides. RefSeq names its product RAB35, member RAS oncogene family (gene RAB35). The coding region runs from base 70 to 675 and encodes 201 amino acids. The transcript is spliced from 6 exons. The record is from RefSeq and is a predicted model, not a curated record. Lineage: Eukaryota; Metazoa; Chordata; Aves; Rheiformes; Rheidae. Gene Ontology annotation, cellular component: plasma membrane; endosome membrane. Gene Ontology annotation, molecular function: GTPase activity; GTP binding. Gene Ontology annotation, biological process: endocytic recycling; Rab protein signal transduction.